AUGAAUUAUUUUAUAAUAGUAUUAGAACUGACAGAAUUUAUUGAAGAAAAGUUGAAAGAACUUAAUGUAAAAAGGUUCGAUUAUUUACAAUUUAGCGAUCUUGAACUUAUUGGAGCUGGAGGAUCGGCGAAUGUGUAUUCUGCUAAGUUCUAUGGGCAACAAUACGCACUGAAAAGUCUGAGAAAUACUUUGAGAAUGGAACAUAGAGAAGCCAUGUCAUUCAUUCGUGAGAUUCGUGAAUAUUAUCAUGUACGCACGUACUAUGGGGAAAAAUUUCACGUUAUUACUGCAGAUUUUUAUAAUGAAAUUCUUCCGAUAGCAAGUACUGUAUGUAAUGGUUAA
This is a messenger RNA of Dentiscutata erythropus, 342 nucleotides long. Lineage: Eukaryota; Fungi; Glomeromycota; Glomeromycetes; Diversisporales; Gigasporaceae. The record is from the annotation of a GenBank genome assembly.